UCAAAUAGCAAAACAAUCUUUUUGCCGAUAUGAAGCGACCUCUUCAGGGAGUGAGUUUUCACGAUGGCGACGAAUAGGGUUAAGGCGAGAGAAACCAAAAGUGGCGAAAUAAUCGCUUACAGUGAGUCUGCAAUUAGGAAUAAUGCCUCGGCCGUGGAGUAUUGUCGCACCUCCAUGGCAGCUUUAUCGGGAAGCACUGCAGGCAUCUUGGGCCUCACGGGAAUCAUAGGAUUUCUCUUCUACCUGUUCGCUGUCUUUGGCCUCUGGUUCCUGCUGUUGUCCAAGUCCGGGACAAAUUGGCAGAAGUAUUUCAUCAGUCGAAGAAGUCUGCUGACCAACGGAUUCAUGGGAGGAUUGUGCACUUAUGUCCUUUUCUGGACAUUCCUCUACGGCAUGGUUCACGUUUACUAGCAUAUUUGCCUUCAAUUCCACGUAUUUCUAUGCAAUUUCAAUAAAUUAUAUGAUUCU
Phlebotomus argentipes is the source of this 468-nucleotide messenger RNA. It is a transcript of the gene EMC6, whose product is annotated as ER membrane protein complex subunit 6. Gene Ontology annotation, cellular component: membrane; EMC complex; endoplasmic reticulum. Bases 64 to 411 code for a protein of 115 amino acids. Lineage: Eukaryota; Metazoa; Arthropoda; Insecta; Diptera; Psychodidae. The transcript is spliced from 2 exons. Gene Ontology annotation, biological process: protein folding in endoplasmic reticulum; autophagosome assembly. The record is from RefSeq and is a predicted model, not a curated record.